This is a messenger RNA of Rhodotorula graminis WP1, 1338 nucleotides long. RefSeq lists its product as uncharacterized. The coding region runs from base 1 to 1254 and encodes 417 amino acids. Gene Ontology annotation, cellular component: cytoplasm; membrane-bounded organelle. Gene Ontology annotation, biological process: N-acylphosphatidylethanolamine metabolic process; N-acylethanolamine metabolic process. The transcript has 7 exons. The record is from RefSeq and is a predicted model, not a curated record. Lineage: Eukaryota; Fungi; Basidiomycota; Microbotryomycetes; Sporidiobolales; Sporidiobolaceae. Gene Ontology annotation, molecular function: zinc ion binding; N-acylphosphatidylethanolamine-specific phospholipase D activity.
AUGGCCGCUCCCGUCGUCGUCACCGCCUCGUCCUCGAUUCAAGCCGCCGCAUCAGCUCCCGGCGACCCUGGCGACGGCAACAAGGCGCACCACAAGAAGGGUGGUGGCUUCGUCAACCCGUGGGACAGCUUCCGGGAUCCUGGACGCGGCCCUUUGACCCUGUGGAACGCCUACAAGAGCUGGGAGACGCACCCUGUCCCGUCGGCCGACCUCCUCCCGCAGCGCCGCCAGCCCGACUUUGUUCCGCCUCCUUCGCUCUCGCCCGCCGAGCGCGACGCCUGGUUCGCCGACCUCAAGACGACCUGGCUCGGUCACGCGUGUUUCCUCGUCGAGUUCCCGGCGAGCCCGGGCCAAGGGCAAAAGGAGGGCGAGGAGCGGCGCGGCUUCCGGGUCCUGUUCGACCCCGUGUGGAGCCACCGGUGCUCGCCGAGUCAGUGGAUCGGCCCAGCACGUGUCACCAAGCCGCCUGUCGCGCUCGACGAGCUGCCGCCUGUCGACGCCGUCGUCAUCAGCCACAACCACUACGACCACCUCGACAUCCCGACGCUCAAGAAGCUGUACAGCGCACAGCCCGCCGGUUCAGUUCAUUUCUUCGCCCCGCUCGGCAACAAGGACUGGUUCAUGUCCAACAUCGGCGUCGCCGACACCGAGGUGACCGAGCUCGACUGGUGGGAGGAGCGCGAGCUGCGGCUCGGCAGCGACGGCGGCAAGGCAGCGGGUCCGAGCGGCGGGGCGAGCGCGGACGACAAGCUCCGGGUCGUGUGCACGCCAUGUCAGCACUUUACCGGGCGCAGCUUGACCGACAGGAACGACACGCUGUGGGCGAGCUGGAGCGUGUCGUCGAGUGCGGGCGGCAAGGUCUGGUUUGGCGGCGACACGGGCUACCGCACCGUCCCUCGAGCGCCUCACGACCUGUCGACCCUGCCCGUCUGCCCCGAGUUCAAGCGGAUCGGCGAGCGCGAGGGCCCGCACGACCUCGGCAUGAUCCCGAUCGGCGCGUACGACCCGAGAUGGCUCUUCAGCUCGGUGCACUGCGCCCCGGAGGACUCGGUCGAGCUGCAUCGCGAGACGAGGUGCAAGAAGUCGAUCGGCAUGCACUGGGCAACGUGGCAGCUCACGCCCGAGGAGAUGACCGAGCCGCCCAAGCGCCUGCGUCGAGCGUGCGACGUGUACGGCAUCACGGCCGACGAGUUUGGCGUGACCGACUUUGGCGAGACGGUGCGGGUCAAGGUCUCGACCAGCGCGAAGGCGUAAUUUCGCGGCGAGCGGUCUAUCUUUGUUGUUGUCCUCUGCGCUCUGCGUGUAGCUCUGUGUGCAACGAAGCCCGGUACCAAAGCG